Sphaerodactylus townsendi is the source of this 4390-nucleotide messenger RNA. Its product is annotated as methylcrotonoyl-CoA carboxylase beta chain, mitochondrial-like. Lineage: Eukaryota; Metazoa; Chordata; Lepidosauria; Squamata; Sphaerodactylidae. Gene Ontology annotation, biological process: L-leucine catabolic process. The transcript has 12 exons. The record is from RefSeq and is a predicted model, not a curated record. Gene Ontology annotation, cellular component: mitochondrion; methylcrotonoyl-CoA carboxylase complex. Bases 1152 to 2549 code for a protein of 465 amino acids. Gene Ontology annotation, molecular function: methylcrotonoyl-CoA carboxylase activity.
GGGGCGCGGAGCAGGUUUUGCCUCCGGGCGCCGUUCUCCCCUCCUGACGGGGGAGGGAGGUUAUUUAACCAAAUCAAAUUAUGGAAACUAAACCACUGGAGGCAACCAAGGGAGGUUUUGAAAGCCAGCGAAUGGAAAAGAGCAGUUUGCGCCUCGUCCACAUUUUCGAGAGACAUAAACACCAGCCUCCAUAAACUACCGCUGACCUUUGGGCUCUCCUGGGACAAACUUCAGGCGCACGUGCCUUUAGACCAAGGCAGCCACCACCAGGGAAAAACCUCGCGCAUGCGCACUAUGUACUGGAUCUGGGGAGAAACCGUGGAAGGAAACGCGGGAGAUCGUAACGCCCGAGAAAAGAUCCGGACUCUGCCAGACUUUGUUUCGGCGCCUCGCCAGGGAUGAGGUUGGUCGAGUAAGAGAUAAAAGCGAAAAAGUAGAAGCACAAAAUGGCUGCGCGUCUCGGGCAAAAUAUUUUUUGUGCAAGAAACUGACAUGGUUGUUGUGGGAAAUAGACCCUGGGCGCCUCGGAGAUGCUGCUUGAGCAACAGUUGGGAGGCUGGUCGGCCACGUCUGGACUUCAUGAAGGUCGACCCUUUCGUGUCUUGCGAUGCUUUCUUGCACCCCCAUCAGGCGCCGUCUUGCAAGAGUUUAUUCUGAGAAUUAUUUACAGGCCAUGACCACCAGUUUUAAAACUAUGUACAAGAUGAUUUCACGUAGGUUAGGAGCCCUUUUAAAUUCUUCGUUUUCUGGCAGCUUAAAGAGUACACGUAUUUACAUGUCUGCUUGAGCUACCAGCCUAAAUGUGAAACUUGGGGUUCUCCUGGAAUUACAGCUGACUUCCAGUCUACAGAAAUAAACAUAUCCUGAACAAAGUGGCAGCUUCACAGGGCAAGCUGCAUAGGAGGCCAGGUUCACUACACUUGCCAGAAAUCUACCAUGUCUUUUGACAACAUCCUCCUCCCCAUUAUUUCAAACUUCCAAGAGCGAGUGUCAACAAAAUGGCACAGGGAGAUGUGAAAUAGCAUGCCUAUUGAAAUACCAGCAUGUAGGAAAGACUGUCAGCAUGGUUUCAUGUGACAUGAUGCACACUUCUUCCAUGAGUUACAAUAUAAAAAACAAACAUCAAUGUAGAAAAUCUUUCCCAGUAUUAGAUGGAAACAUCCCUUCCCUGUAUAGGCAUGUGUUGGAUGGAAAUUCAAUCAACAGUGAAAUCUGCAUUCAGAGGACUUGGAAAAAUAUGUGGAAUUUGGUGUGUCUUCAUAGCAAAUGAUGCAACUGUGAAAGGUGGAACAAUUUAUCCUGUAUCUGUGAAGAAACAGCUAAGAGCUCAAGAAAUAGCAAUUCAAAGUAGACUUCCAUCUGUUUAUCUAGUAGAUAGUGGAGGUGCAUUCUUGCCACUUCAGGCAGAGCUGUUCCCCGAUCAGUUCCAUGGUGGUAGAAUUUUCUACAAUGAAGCUGUGAUGUCCGCAAUGAGACUCACUCAGGUGGCAGUUGUAUGUGGCUCUUGCACAGCAGGAGGUGCUUAUGUCCCUACCAUGGCACAGGAAACAGUAAUUGUAGAUAAGAUUGGUACAAUGUUCCUUGCUGGGCCCCCAUUAGUGAAGGCCGCCACAGGAGAAGACAUUCUUCCUGAGGAAUUGGGAGGAGCUAAACUGCACUCUGAAGUCAGUGGCUGUGUUGACCACUUUGCAUCUUCAGAAAAAGAAGCAUAUGAAUGCGUUCGAAAUAUCUUUGCAACGCUUAAUUAUGAAAUUCCCACAGAAGAUACUCUAGACUAUGACAGCCCUUUGUACAGUCCUGAUGAACUACUAGGGCUUGCACCAAAAGAUUAUAGACACACUCUUCAUAUAAAAUUGAUUCUGAGUCGCAUAAUUGAUGGCAGCAGGUUCCAGGAAUUCAGAGCUAAUUAUGGAACAACCUUAGUGACUGGAUUUGCUUACAUAGAAGGACAGCUGAUUGGAGUAGUGGCUAACAAUGGUGAGCUGACUCAUGAUGCUUCUGUAAAAGGCUGUCACUUCGUACAACUUUGUAAUCAGCGGAAUAUUCCCAUCCUGUUCAUCCUGAAUACAGCUCCACAGCCAGCAGACCCAGUCAGUUUUGCACAGGCUGAGAAUCAUUCAAAUAAGUUAAAGGCACAAGCCUCCAUGAUGGCUACGGUUGCUUGUGCCACUGUCCCCAAAAUUACUCUUGUGAUUGGUGGCUGCUAUGGAAAUGAAAGUUAUGCUAUGUGUGGGAGAUCAUUUGAUCCAAACUUCCUAUUUCUUUGGCCUAACGCAAGAAUUGCUCUUGUGGAUUCAAGACAUUCUCCCACAUACUCACAGAUUUGUGAUGACAAUUGCACAGGAGCAGGAACACAGUUAAAACAACUGAAGGAAAAACUAGAAGAAGAAAGCACUGCAUUUUACUCUUCUGCCCGGGUGUGGGAUGAUGGUGUGAUUCUACCCCAGAAUUCUAGGAAGAUUAUUGCACAGUGUUUAAGAAUUAUGAAACAGCAGAAAUACCUGAUCCUGUCUCCACAACAAUAUGCUCUACCUGUCAUAAGGAUGUAAGAUGCUUGUGAAUAAUUUAAUAUGAUACCGCUACCACAUUCCCUGAAAUCCAGCUUAUGCAGUGUAUUAUACAGAUUCUAUUUCAUGGUUCUUUAAUUUGCAUAAUCCAGUUUUAUUGCAUUAUUCAUGGUAUACACUGUACUUCAUAACUGCAAAACUGUAGGAAGAGUGCAGUCUGUAUACAUUUGAGUUUCAACGAAGUGGACUGAUGAAGGUGGACAACAAAUAAGAUAGUUACAUCUUUAUGAUUAAUCAUUUUCCCAGUUUUUGUGCUAGAAUGACUUUUAAAUGUACUUGUCAGUAUGAAGUGCUAAUAUCCUUAAAACACUAUUAAUGAGAUACAGUGCUGACAGUUUUCAGACAUAUUUACAUUACAGUAUGCAAGGCUCUCAAAAGCAUGUUUAAAUUCUGUGGAUUUGCCCUUUUUUGAAGCAUUAACUGUAUCUGACUUCUAACACUUCAAAAAAAAAAAAGAGCACAUUCUUAGUCUUACCAGACAAAUUUUACAAGUCAUUGCCCAAUACUGGGAAGAGUGCUAUUUUUGAAUUCAGUUUAGAGCUGCAUCCAUUAUUCUAAAAGACAGGUUGCAGUGAUGGUGUACUUAAGACUGGUAUCAUGCUCUUUUGAACAUUCCAUGAAAAGUAACUGGAAUGUUUAUGUCCACUUCGGCCCUGGCAACUUCGCUCAUGUCCUUUGCGCUCAAGAUCAAAAGGUAGGCUGGCUUUGGUCCACUGCCAGGGCUAAUGACAAUGCUCAAGACAAUACCUGAAUCAAAAAUAAAUAUGAUUUAUCCAGAUGAAGAACUUGAACCAAUCACCACUAAAACAGCUGCAAAUACUGUUAAUUGAUCAAGACCAUGACAGGUCCCUCAGUGAAGAUCUGGUGGGCACAAACUACAUUUCCCUUUGGAAUAUGUCUGACGUUCAGAGAUCCCACCUGACCCUCCAGGAUAGAAGAGUGUAAUAGACUUGAAUAAAGACAUUACCAUCAUCUUCUUCCAUGGCAUCUGGCUGAGAAACAAAGAUUGGUUCAGAAGGAUAUGCAUCUGUUUCUUGCCACAUCCAUGUCUCUUUUGUUUUAAUAUUCAUCUUACAAAGCUGGAAAAAAUAAAGGAAAAUUAUUACUGAAUCUUAUUUAGAAGUUGACAAAGGUUAAUUAGACAGAAACCUGCUUCAUUACCUCUAUUGAUAUUGCAAAAUCACCUCAAAUAACUUUUUUGCAUUAUGUGCUCAUGAUCGGAAGGUGGCAUGAAAUGUUACCACAUGAGCACCUGUCAGUGAUAAAGUGAUGGUUAAAAGUAGUUUUGUGCUCUACCAUAUUAAAAGCAAUCAUGAGAAUGGAUGGUUGAUAACCUUGUUAUGAAAAGAAAUGAUAGGUUUUUAUUAACUGGAAUUGAGAAAAUAUAUAGUAUCAGACAGAUGUGGAUGCAUAUUCAUUGUACUGUGUGCUUUGGAUCUGGAUGUAUAUGCAGUGUGCUGUUUAUGUAACCUGUGGUGUACUGCAUGCUCAUAAAUUGUUGUGUGUGCUACUUUAAAAUGGCAUUGUUUCUCUUAAUUUUUAUAAACAGUAAAAAUGUAUUUGCUCAUUUGGAUCUUUAUAUAUACAUAUAAUUAGGUAGGCCAAAAUUGAUUAAUAUCCAAACAUAUGUCAAGUUUGAGUUGAACCCGAUUGCUUUUUGAUUUGUUUUGAAUUAGAACCAACUUGAUUAUUCAAAUUGCUGCUGGGCACUGGUGGAGAGAAAAUAAUAUGAAAAAACUGUUCUUUUGCACACUUAUAUAAGAGCUAGUCCUGGCCAUACAAAGACUGUGGAUUUACAUUAAACUUUUUACCUUUGCACUAGA